This is a messenger RNA of Penicillium nucicola, 2640 nucleotides long. RefSeq lists its product as uncharacterized. Gene Ontology annotation, molecular function: serine-type endopeptidase activity; tripeptidyl-peptidase activity. NCBI's taxonomy places the organism in Eukaryota, Fungi, Ascomycota, Eurotiomycetes, Eurotiales, Aspergillaceae. Bases 1 to 2640 code for a protein of 879 amino acids. The transcript has 3 exons. The record is from RefSeq and is a predicted model, not a curated record. Gene Ontology annotation, cellular component: cell wall; membrane; cytosol. Gene Ontology annotation, biological process: proteolysis.
AUGGCCCCGGUUUGGUCAUGGGUGGGCGCCUUCCUUGCAGCGCUGCCAGUGGCGCUGGCAGGACAUGGCGACCCUAUUGCACAGAAAUACAUAGUGGAAUUUGCUGAUUCCAAGAUUUCCUCGGCCAAUUUUCUCUCCACAUUGAACUCUCACGGUAUCUCUGCCACUCUCAACCAUGACUUGUCCUUUGCUCUGUUCCAUGGAGGCUCUUUCACUCUACUAGAUGACAAGAGUGAGGCGGCCAUUAUCAAACAGAUCUCCUCCUGGCCGGUGGUCAAGAAGGUCUCUCCAGUCCGAGAGCUGCAGCAUUCCCAGCGCGACGUUUCAAGUGUUGCUCAUAGUGCACCGACGCGUCGUAGUCCUGCCUCUCAUGGCAUCCGACGUCGCGAUAUCGCAGGCCAUGAAAACAAUGAUUUCCCACACACGAUGACUGGAGUUGACAAGCUGCGCCAGCAGGGCUACCUCGGAACAGGUAUUCGCGUCGCAGUAAUCGACUCCGGCAUUGACUACAGGCAUCCCGCUCUUGGAGGCUGCUUUGGCAAGGGAUGCCUGGUCGAAUUUGGCUUCAACUUGCUUGAUAACACCACUGAUCCAUGGGAAGGUCACAGUGGACACGGUACUCAUGUCUCCGGUUUGAUUGCUGCCCAGCAUAACCCCUACAACUUCACUGGCGUGGCCCCUAAUGUUACUUUGGGCCACUAUAAGAUCCUCGGAAAGAGGACAGUUAACACCGGAACUGAUAUCAUCGCUGCUGCUUUCAAAAUGGCCUAUGAGGAUAAGGCAGACAUCAUCUCUGCAUCCUUUGGCACGUACAAGGGUUGGAGUGACGAGCCUUGGGGACAAUUGGUUCAGAAAUUGGCUGAAGCAGGUCUUCCCUCAUUCAUCGCCAGUGGAAAUGAUGGAAGUUUGGGUAUGUUCCUUGCUUCAGAUGGCGUCGACAACUCCGCCGGAAUCGGCAUCGGAUCCUUCAACAACCUGUAUAGUCCGCUGCUGCUUACCGAAGCCUCCUAUUCUACCCGAAACACCACCAAGGAGUUUGGUUGGCAGCUUGCAGGCACCUCUGACUUCAAGAAUGGCACCUACUCUCUCUAUCCCAGCAGCUUAAAUGCUUCCGUCGUAGGUGACUCUUGUGAGCCAUGGACGGGAGACCACCCAGAUCUUUCCGACAAGAUUGUCCUGAUCCGCUACGGUGGCUGCAAAGGAAGUCAACAGCAGGCCAACGCGCUCAAGGCUGGUGCAAAGAACAUCUUGAUUUAUAACAAUGUCGCGGGAACCUAUGAGCUCCCCGUCCAGGACCCCGAUCUAGUUGGCCUGGGAAUGGUCUCUGCCCAGACUGGUGCGAACUGGGUGAAGCUGGCUGCAUCUGGAGUCAAUAUCACUUUGCACAUGACCAACCAAAAGCAAUCCAAGACUUUCUUCGCGAAUGAGAAAAACUCUCAAUCUGGAGGGCAGGUCAGUGAUUUUAGCCAGUGGGGUCCUAGCAAUGAACUUCUCCCUGUGACAGCGGUUUCAGGAGUUGGUGGCUUCAUGCUCUCGACAUGGCCGGUUCUUGAGGGUAGCUACGCUAUCGACACUGGUACUUCGAUGGCCACGCCGUACGUGGCUGGUUGCGUUGCCCUCUUGAUGGAGGCUCGUGGCAAAGGCAGCGUUACCCCUGCUGAGAUCAAGUCCCUGCUCUCAUCCACUGCCAACCCGAAUGUAUUCCACGAUGGUAUUACUGCUUCGCCCUUCCUGGCCUCCGUGGCACAGCAGGGAGGUGGCCUUAUUGAUGCCUUCAAGCUUGUGCACACCACCACCAAGUUCAACGUGAGCACCAUCGCCUUCAAUGACACCGAACAUAUCGCUCCAGCAUAUAUUCGUAUCAACAACACCGGCUCCGAGUCCCGUGUCUACAGUGUCGGCCACGUGGGCGCCGCUUCUGUCUACGCAUUAUCUGACAACAGCUCUAUCCCUAAAGUCAACAAACUCGGAGACUUCGUGGACCGCACAACAGAGGGCGCCUCGCUUCAGUUCAGUUCGUCCAGUGUGCGCGUAGCCGCCGGUGGAUCAGCCGUGCUAAAGGUGACUGCCGUCCCACCCAAGGGACUCGUUGCUCGUCGGAUUCCCGUCUACAGCGGAUAUAUCACAUUCAACGGAACCAGCACGGAUGAUUCCUUCUCGGUUCCAUACCUGGGCGUCGCCACCGCUAUGCGCAAUGUGACAAUCCUCGACACCACGCAGGGUAGCAACUCGCUCGUCGACAGUAGCACCCAGCAAGCUGUCCAGGCCAAUCACCAGUUCAUCGUGCCAGGCCAGAACGACUCGGCAGAUCGCGCAAACACUAGCUACCCCAUCUUCAAGACCCAGCUCUCCAUGGGAACGGAUCUGCUCCUCGUCGGCGUCAAGCCUGCCAACAGCCACGCCAUUCUUCCAGUAUAUGCUCCUCAGACCGCUCUGCCCCGCAGCAUUGAUGGUAUUACUGGACCGGCUCCCACAUCUUGGACGGGAGAAUUGGCAAAUGGAUCAUAUGUCGCACCCGGGAAUUACUCCAUGGUUGUGCGUGCGUUGAAGAUAUUCGGCAAUCGCACUAACCCGGCUGAUUAUGAUACCGUGAGAACGAUCAACUUUGGAAUCACGUACGCUCCUCCAGCCGAUCAAUGA